Molecule: messenger RNA, 810 nt
Organism: Acyrthosiphon pisum (pea aphid)
Lineage: Eukaryota; Metazoa; Arthropoda; Insecta; Hemiptera; Aphididae
Exons: 4
Coding region: 141-491 (116 amino acids)
Source: RefSeq, a predicted model, not a curated record
AAUAAUAUUACUACUGAUGAAAUAAUUAUCUUUAAAUAUAAAUAUCGAAAUUAAUAUAAUCGUAUACAUUUUAUUUUUGAUAUAUUUGCUGGUGCAGAAUAUUAACCGAAUACACUAUACACAUACAUAUUAGGUACACAAUGCCGUUCAAAAAUCAAAUCGAUCGUAUUCUGAACCGCCUACAUUCAAAAUCGGACAAUAAUUCCGAAAGAGCAUAUUAUUGUGGUCACGAUACAAAAACGAUGAACCAGCUAAAAAAUAUGUACAAAAAAUGCAGAAUAUGCAGAAGUUGCUUGAGAUGGCCGUUUACGAAAACCGUAAAAUGUCAAAAUUGUUUUUUGACCAGCCACGAGACUUGUAUGAAAUCGAUAAUGUGCCCGCUGGGAGAAAAAUCUGACGAUCGACCCAUGAACAUAUUUGAAUCUGAAGUUUAUACGGGACAACCUUGGAUGAUGGAGGACCAAUUAUGUGGCUCUACAGUAAUAAUAUAAUAUAGUCCUGCAGGUAUAGCCGUUCGGGCCAUUUUGCCACUGCCUUUUCAUGCCGGUUGCGCCAUGACAUGCAAUUAGACCAGCCAUUUCAAGGCUUUCCGAUACAUUACUCAAUAAUUAUUAUAUUUUUUAUGUGAAUAUCAUGUCCUCGAGUACCCAACAUAUCUCAUGUAUCAUCCACUCUGCAGUUCUCAAAUGUCUAUUUUUUGCCAAUAAUUUAUGCAUGUCUAAUACGUUUGCAGCUAUUGUAGAAUUAUCUUCAAGCGUAAUUUUAAAAACAUCAGCCAUAUGUUUGGUAAAAAAUUGUACUGUUAUUUUA